AAGCAUAAACAUCCAUUUUUCAAUUCACGUUGUAAGCUGCAGAAGGACCUGGCUUUUUAUAGGGGUUUCUUGUUGUCCUGCUCUUUGCUUCCGGUACACCCUCUCGGCUCGAGAUAGCGCGGCGAGCUCGGUGCAGAACAAUCAAUUUUCAGAAGACGAAUAGUCGUGUCUGGACUGGUUUUCAGUCAUUAGGACCAUUUCAUAUUUUGACAAGUGUCGGAAAUUCGGUCAAGUCAAAGGAAAUUGGAGUGAGAUUGAGUUAUGACGACGAAAGGGACCGGAGUGGCCGUCAGAAGAGCCAAUUCGCGCAAGCGAUCAGCCCCGAGUUCUGCGACGCCUCCCCUUCCCUCCCCUACACCACCGCUUGGAUCACCUCCCAUUGAUGCUACCAUUGGCAUGCCUAUUACCGGUACGAAUGCUGUCAGUAGCCCUGUUGCCUUGCAGCGCCUGAUAAAGCCAACUGUGGGGGCACCAGCUACACCAACGUCAAAUGGUAACCGAGGUGCUCUGAGCGCUACCGCAGCAAGGAAUGUGCCGGCAUUUCUCAAUAAGCUGUACAAUAUGGUGAACGAUCCUUCUACGGAUGACUUGAUCCAUUGGGGCCCAGAUGGUACAACAUUUAUCGUGCAAAGACACGAAGAUUUUGCCAAGGACGUUCUGCCUCGAUUCUUUAAACAUAAUAAUUUUGCGAGUUUUGUCCGUCAACUCAACAUGUACGGCUUUCACAAGAUACCACAUCUUCAACAGGGGGUGCUACACAAUGACGGGGAACCGGAGAUAUGGGAAUUCAGCAAUCCCAACUUUCAGCGUAAUCAACCCGAUCUCCUAUGCUUAGUCACGCGAAAGAAGGGUCGCGAGAAUGCUGAGGAUAAGGACGGGUCUUCUCUGGACGUAAAUUAUAUCAUCCAAGAGAUUGCGGCGAUCAAACGGCACCAACUCACCAUCAGCUCGGACUUGAAAAAUAUUCAACGGGAAAACCAGGUUCUUUGGAGCGAGUCGGUUUCUAUACGUGAUAGAUAUCAGCGACAGCAAGAAACAAUCGAAAAGAUCCUUCGCUUUCUGGCCUCCGUAUUCUCGUCCAGGAAAAAGCCGCUGAUGAAUAAGAAAAGGAAACUGCUACUUGGCAGCACCCCGGGUGGAGUAGAGGAUAGUCCAGAAGACGUCCGAGCAGAUGGGACCCAAACAAAACCAAGGGAAAACGUCAACCAACGAGUACGGGAGUUGAUGCAACCUCCCAGCAUAAGCUCAUUAAACCCGAACCUGAUGCAGGGUGCCAUAACCCUUCUGUCCCCCGACAGUUCGAUUGUAAAUAAUCCCAUAACACCGGACUACAGUCAGCAACUCGUAGCGCAAAAUCAGAACCUCACGAAUCUUUCACAAGCAACCGAUAGCGUUUCAGACGACAUUGAUUUAUUGCAAGAUCAUCUUCAUAGCAUUUCCUCACUGGUUGGCCUUGACACUGGAUUGGAGGACCUGGGAGACUAUGAUGUGUCGGAAUUCUUAGGUCAGGACCCUUCCGUUGAUGGGACUGAGGAGGAUAGGCAAACGCUUCUUGCUUUGAUGCGUCAUCACAAUCCUCCUUCUCCUACAGCAUCUUCUAGUAACGGCUACCUUGAUCCACUUACUACGACAGCGCCACUACCAAACGGUGCGUCCAUGUCGGCACUGUCUUCAACACCGGGGCUCGUAAACAUACCAAAUAUCGGUGAUCCAUCUCUCCCAUCUUCGGUUGUCCCAGCCGCGAUACAUCCCUCGUCCCUUGGUACACAACCGCCGUCUCAGGCAGCAGGCAUGUUACCAGAUCCACACAGCCUACUAAGUGGCAGCUCCAUGGAUACAAAUGGGCUCCUGACUACCGCCCCAGUCGACCCGACGCUCCUACCUUCGCUGAAUAUGGAUGACCUUCAAGACUCGUUAUUGGGUGACUAUGAAGGCAAUUUGGAUGAUUUGGUGCUACCGGAGAUGGAUGGAACGGAUUUCGACUUCCUCAAUGAUCAUUCCACGGCUUUAUGAAAUAUGGGGCGACCACCAUGGGACUGACUGACUCUGGUUGUUAUCUUUUCGUGACGAGGAGGCGGAGGACUGGAGAAUAGAUUUGUUGGAUUACCGAGUCAAUUGUGCACGCAAAUUAGUUGUCACCCGUAUCAGGCGGCGGAUAUUGCGGGGUUGGAUAUUUUAUUGAUAUCGGGUGUAUUAUUUUUGUUUUACCUCCUCCUUUUGUAAAUAGAGUUGUGGGGCAUCACGCUGGCCGUAUGGUCAUCUCCGUUCGUCCCCCUUUAUGUUCCUAGGUUGCUUUCCGCUCGAGCUAGCAUGUUGCUUAAAUUUGAGUAAUUUACACAUGGGC
Molecule: messenger RNA, 2344 nt
Organism: Spizellomyces punctatus DAOM BR117
Lineage: Eukaryota; Fungi; Chytridiomycota; Chytridiomycetes; Spizellomycetales; Spizellomycetaceae
Exons: 5
Coding region: 262-2013 (583 amino acids)
Biological process (GO): regulation of DNA-templated transcription
Molecular function (GO): DNA-binding transcription factor activity; sequence-specific DNA binding
Source: RefSeq, a predicted model, not a curated record